Molecule: messenger RNA, 2914 nt
Organism: Lucilia sericata (common green bottle fly)
Lineage: Eukaryota; Metazoa; Arthropoda; Insecta; Diptera; Calliphoridae
Gene: Ccdc39
Product: coiled-coil domain-containing protein 39
Exons: 9
Coding region: 1-2820 (939 amino acids)
Biological process (GO): inner dynein arm assembly; cilium-dependent cell motility; cilium movement
Cellular component (GO): axoneme
Source: RefSeq, a predicted model, not a curated record
AUGGAUGCUGAAAUCAUUAAAAAUGCUAUGGAGGCCAUGCACUGGAAUACCAAAUCCGCUAUGCCCAUGGCCAAUAAAGAAAAUCAAUUGAUUUUACAGACUUUAGCGGAAUUAAAAGAGAAAAAGGAACAGUUAAUCGAACAUCAACAGGAAACGGAAGAGAGAUUGGAGAAAUUGCAGCAACAUUCUACAAAUGCUGAAGAGACCAUUAAUCAUAAUUUGAAACUUUUGGAGGCUUUCCAAUCGGAGGUAAGAACUGAGGCCCAUCUACAUAAAAUCGCUUUACGAGAGCACUCUAAACUUAAAGAGGAUCUGAAAAAUGUGGGCAAAGAGUGGCAGAAUUUUAAAAAAUUUAUUGAGACUACAGAGAAUGAAAUGUGCAAACGUAAACAUAAUAUCGAUAAUCUAACCAAUCGCAUUAAAUGGGCUAAAACGGCCUUGGUGGAAUGGCGCCAAGCGAUGGAGGAUGGUAACAAGGGAUUUCAGCUGAUCGAAAUGUACUAUAAAGAUGAUCAAUUAAGAGCUAAACAACAAAAUUAUAAACGCCUUAAGCUAAAUGAUGAAAUUGAACGUCAACGCAAAAAGCUAAUAAAUAUGUAUGAUGAUCAGAAGACUCUGGAAUGUAAUCUAGAGUGUACGGCCAAUUUGUAUCGUACAGCUCAUGCAGAAAGACGUCAAAUGGUGGAAACCUGGAAGUUGGCAGCUCAAAAAAUGUCUCAAAGAGAAAAAGAUAUAAGGAAUAGUGAAAUUGCAUUAAUGGAAUGUCGUCUAAAAGUGGAACUGAAAGCCAAGGAAUUGAAAAUGCAAGAUAAUAAACUAAAUGAAAUCAUAGAAAAUAAUAGAGAGGUGGAGGAGGCCAUUGAAUUGUUAAAUUCAGAAACUUCUGAUAUGAAAGAACAAAUACAAAGACUGGCUGAUAUGAUAAUGUUGAAAACUCAGGAGGUGGAUCUUAUAACUAAAGAAUUGCAAAAUUUGGCCAAUCGGGUACAACAACAACGUGCACAAAAUCGUCGUUUGUCUAAAGAAAAAUCAGAUUAUUUAAUAGAAAUAGAGCAUUCUGAAGUGGUAAUAGGAAAGCUAGAGGAUCGUUUUAAUGCCAUGAAUAAUAAAAAUUUAAAUGCUCAACAAAGACUGCAAGUUUUGGAAGAAUUAAUGGAUGUGGAGGAUAAGGCACAAAGAGAAGUUAAUAAGGAAACAGAUCGUAUAAAUGGUUUAAUAUAUCGUUCGCAACAACAAUUGGUUAAAUUUAAAGAAGAUAGCGUUAGUCUACAGGUUAAUAAUCGUGGUUUAAAUUCCAAUAUAUUAGCAGUGUCCAAAAAUAAUCAACUUUUGGAAAAAGAUAUUAAAAAACAUGUGGAAAACAAUUAUGAAUUGUCCUUUAAAAUCCUCAACUUAGAAAGACGUAUAGUAAUACUACAGGGAGGUGUUAUAGAUCCUGUGGUCGAGCAAAGAAAUCAAGAUUAUCUAGCGGAAUUAGAGGAACGUUAUAACAAACUGCAGAAAAAUGUGCAGGCCACACAAAUGCAAAAUAAAAAACUGGAUGAUGAUAUGCGGAAAUUGACUUUAACCUAUAACAACGAUAUGACCCGUUUGGAUCAAGUGAACUAUAAAAUCAAAGAAGCUCAAGUCUAUUGUGAAGGUGGUAUUAAGAGGGUGAAAGAAGAAACCAGACGCAAUCAAGAACUUAUAGUAGAGCUAAGCAUAUUGAAAAUGAAAGCUCAUGAAUUUGAAAAUGAAAUAAAUCAAUGUGAAGAAGGCACUUAUAAUCUGGUAAAACAUCGCAUGCAUUUAAAUCGCACCAUUAAAGAUCGCAUGAUAGAGAUAAAGUCUCAAACGGAUUUGCUAAAUUUAAAACGUAAACAUUUGCAAGAAGAAUUGAGCACUUUGAGAGCCGAUAUAGGGGAGAGAAGAAAACAUAUAGAAGCAGUUAAGGCUAGAUUUGAAUUGACCUCUAAGCUACUGGGGGUAAAUGAAGAUGGUAGUCUAAUAACAGCCACUCAACUUAGAGUAGAAACGGCUCAGGAAAAGCAAAUGCUUUUGGAUGAAGGUAAUGAGUUAAAUGAAAAAGUUCUGAAAGCUGAAAAGGAAAUAGAAGCUUUACAGAAUACUUUAGCUUUAUUGAAUAACUGUAAUGAUGCCUAUCGUAAAAAUGUACAAAAACAACAGGAGGGAGAGGAAGCUACUACCGAAUUAAAAUCUUUACAAAUCAAUUACUGUUCCUCCUUGAAUACUUUAAGAAAUUUGCGCCAAGAACUACAAGAUUUAGAAAUAAAAACUAAUGAGUCGUAUAAAGAAAAAGAGGAAUUGGGUAAUAUCUUGCAAAAGGAAGUAAAGAAAAGAAACGAUAAUGCUGACUUCAUAGCACGUCUUAAGAAAGAGUUAUUGGAUCAAAGAAAUAAACUAGUUCGUGCCGAUAGAGAACUUAAGACCGCUCUCAAGGCUCUAAAGCAAAGAGCUAUAAGUAGUGAAUUUUUGGAAUUAUAUAAUCGUGAUUUGGAUCUUAGGGAAUUAGAGAAAAGAAAUUUAGAUGUUUUAAAUCAAUUGGGUGAUUUAGCUUAUGCAGAUGAUGAAUUGGGUCCGAAAAUAGCUCGUCAAUUAUUAAAUCGCGGCUUGAAGAUGCCGCAUAUGAUGCAAAAGUCUAGAAGUACAAUAUCGUGGCGUAGUGAGACUUCCUAUGAUGGCAUGUCAAUGAGUUCUUCAAAGGAAAUGUUUACUUCUCGUUCGUCACUAUCUGACGCGUCCGAAGUGAAACUUUCCUCAAACACCCGAUUAAGUGUAAUUUCUCUAGAAUUGCCAGAGAAGAAGAAGGGCGGCAAAUAGCGUAGUACAGUUUGUCAAUAGUUUAUUUUUUUAAGAAUCAAUUUUUCUCAAUUAAAUUUGUGUGUAAAUAAAAAUCAUUUCAUUAUGUUUCAUA